AUGUCGGGUCACGUGUCUGACGUUCGCGGCUCUACGGAGAUCACCGUAGAGCCUGGUUUACAACAACGGUUGGUGAUGGCUCCUGAUACUGAUGUGAGCAUUGUUACUGACGCGAGCUUGAUUGCUCCGUUUAAAGAGGCAGAAAAAUGUUCUCAAGCCCCCAGUGAGAAGAAUGAUCAGCCAUCUUCGGUCCCCAGUUGUCCGACGAUUGAUGACGACGGUCACGUAGCCACUGAAGACGAAGUGCGCAAUCUCCUCAACGUCGUCGACCAAAUUCCCACCAGGCUUUGGGUGGCCUGCCUCGCCGGUAUCCUUGAACGCUUUGUAUGGUACGGGGCAACUGCUCCUUUACAGAACUACCUUCAGAACCCUCCUGGCGGCGAAGUCCCUGGGGCUCUCGGUCUAGGACAGGCAUCCGCAUCUAAUAUUGUGAAUGCGCUAAUUAUCGGGUCUUACAUUACCCCUGUUCCUGCUGCUGCUGUUGUUGUAGUUGGCUUGGUCGUUACAAGACCAUGCUCUACGCUGCUAUGUGCUAGCAUUGAAUCUAUCGGGGCAACAAUUCUAUUCGCGACUUCACUGCCUGUUGCUAUUAACGGAGGAGUUGCUCUCGGUGGCGUAAUCCCCGCAUGUAUACUGCUGGCUGUAGGAUCAGGGGCGUUCAAAACCACCGUGGUCCCGUUUAUUGCCGACCAGUAUGAGCAAACCGAACCUCGGAUCUAUACCAAGAAGACGGGUGAGAAGGUUGUUACCAGUAGAGAGUUGACCAUUACGUAUAUCUACAAUACGUUCUACUGGGCCGUGAAUGUGGUAGGUUUCUUUGCUGAUUCCACACCAUUGUUAGAAAAAUAUGUUGGUUUUUGGGUCGCCUACUUGAUUCCUUGCUGUUGCAUGUGGCUAGCCCUGAUUCCGAUUCUUCUCGGUCGCAAUUACUUUGUUCGGGAAUCUCCAACAGGUAACAUCAUGCCAGAUGUAGUUUCUGCCUUGCGCUAUGGCAUAACCGGAGGCUUUCAAAUGGAUGCUGCAAAGCCAGACGUCCAGCUCCAACAUGGUCGUCAAGUCACAUGGACUGACUCUUUUAUCGAGGAUAUUAAGCGAAGCCUUUUAACCUGCCGAGUAUUACUCCUUUUCCCUAUUCACUGGCUCUGUUAUAAUCAGACAUUCAACAAUUUGAUCUCUCAGGCUGGGCAAAUGGUCACCUACGGCAUCCCAAAUGACAUGAUAAAAAUUGCUGGGGCCAUUUCCGGUAUCGUCGUCGCGCCCAUAAUACAGAAAGGGUUAUAUCCUUUCCUUACAAAGAAGCAGAUCUCGUUUAGUCCGAUUGCACGUAUGUCAGUUGGAUUCGCUGUUCUGACCCUUUCUAUGGUCUACGCAACCAUAGUUCAAAAGCUUGUCUAUCAAGCAGGGCCGUGCUAUGAUACACCGCUAGCGUGCCCGGCUGCGCUUAAUCGCACCGUACCUAACCAGAUUUCGGUCUUUCUUCAAAUCCCCAUCUAUUUCGGAGGCGCGUUGGCGGAAGUCUUGUGCCUGACCACGGGUACCGAGUAUGCCUAUAACCAUGCCCCUAAGAGGAUGAAGACGCUGGUCCAGUCUAUUUGGCUCGCUAUGGCCGGGCUUGGAUCAUGCUUAGCCCUUGCAUUUACGCCGCUGACCAUGGAUCCUCACUUGGUCACGAUGUAUGCUAUCUUGUCCGGACUUUUGGGUGGGGCAACAAUCCUGCUAUGGGUGCUCUUUCGGAACGUGGAUAAGGUUAAGGACGAAAGUGAGUGA
Messenger RNA from Daldinia childiae, 1767 nucleotides. RefSeq names its product putative peptide transporter ptr2. The record is from RefSeq and is a predicted model, not a curated record. Gene Ontology annotation, cellular component: plasma membrane; fungal-type vacuole. The transcript has 7 exons. Gene Ontology annotation, biological process: transmembrane transport. Gene Ontology annotation, molecular function: dipeptide transmembrane transporter activity; tripeptide transmembrane transporter activity. Lineage: Eukaryota; Fungi; Ascomycota; Sordariomycetes; Xylariales; Hypoxylaceae. Bases 1 to 1767 code for a protein of 588 amino acids.